This is a messenger RNA of Raphanus sativus (radish), 962 nucleotides long. RefSeq lists its product as uncharacterized. NCBI's taxonomy places the organism in Eukaryota, Viridiplantae, Streptophyta, Magnoliopsida, Brassicales, Brassicaceae. The record is from RefSeq and is a predicted model, not a curated record. The coding region runs from base 116 to 763 and encodes 215 amino acids. The transcript is spliced from 6 exons.
CUCUAGAGUGGUUACGUUUUCUUCAUUGUUUGCAACUUGUCAGGGAAGAGAGGAGGGGAGAGAGAGGGGGAAACCCUAGAUUCCGUGUGCUCCGUCUCUCUCUGAAUCGAAGGCGAUGGUGUUCUACUUCAAGGCACGACCAGAUGCUGGAGACUACACCAUCUUCAUGGGGCUUGACAAGUUCGAGAACGAGGAGCUCAUCAAGUACGGCUUCCCCGAAGACGUCUGGUUUCACGUUGACAAAAUGUCUUCAGCUCAUGUUUACUUAAGGCUUCACAAAGGCCAAGGUUUUGAUAACAUUAACGAAGGUGUGCUGGAGGACUGUGCUCAGCUUGUGAAAGCUAACUCCAUUCAAGGCAACAAGGUGAACAACGUCGAUGUUGUGUACACCCCGUGGUCCAACUUGAAGAAGACCGCCUCAAUGGAUGUUGGUCAAGUUGGUUUCCACAAUUCGAAGAUGGUCCGGACUAUCAGAGUGGAGAAACGAGUCAAUGAUAUUGUUAACAGGUUGAACAAAACAAAGGUUGAGAGAACCCCUGAUCUGAGAGCCGAGAGGGAAGCAGUGAACGCUGCAGAAAGAGCCGAGAGGAAGCAGCAUCUCAGGGAGAAGAAGAAACGUGAAGAGAUAGAGAGGCUGGAGAAGGAGAGGCAAGCAGAGAUGAGGAGUUACAAGGGACUGAUGGUAACUGAUAAAAUGACAUCCAACAAAGACAUUGCUUCAAGCAACAAAUCGCUUCAAGAACUCGAAGACGAUUUCAUGUAAAACUCUGAUUUGGUUUUUAAGACUCUUUCGUCCCAUUGAAAUGUUUCAGAGGGUUGAGUCUUUGAGUUGUGAGAAAAAAAACAGAGAGCAUUUACUCAGGUGAGAGCCAUUGAUUUGUUGCGAUCAUGGUUUACUCUGCCUUGCUGUGUUUGUUGAAAAUCAUUUUACCACUCUUAUAUUUUUACCUUUUUACAUUUUA